UUCUGGUACUGGUAGCCAUUUUGUUGGUUCAACAGAGAUCCACAAGUUCCAAAUUUUCCUACGGAAGAUCGUAAUCAGCUAAUGCAAGUACUAAAAUUUAAUAGUUAAUUUGUUCUCAGAAGAUAAUCUCUAUAUAUAACUCAUUCAUAUGGUAUUAUGCCUUUAGCCAGUCGAGCUCGAAUUUACUCAGAAGCCAAUUCAAUUAGAUCACAAGAUUACUGGGAUUAUGAAUCACAUAUUGUAAAGUGGGGUGGUCCAGAUGACUACCAGCUUGUGAAAAAAUUGGGCAGGGGAAAAUACAGCGAAGUCUUCGAAGCCGUCAAUGUAACCAAUAGCGAAAAGUGUGUAGUGAAAAUUUUGAAGCCUGUGAAAAAGAAGAAAAUAAAACGUGAGAUUAAGAUUUUAGAAAACCUGAGAGGAGGACCAAACAUAAUCAAUUUACAAGCUGUUAUCAGAGACCCUGUGUCGAGAACGCCAGCAUUGAUAUUUGAACAUGUAAACAACACAGACUUUAAGCAACUUUAUCAGACGCUAACAGACUUUGAUAUUAGAUUUUACCUGUUUGAACUCCUUAAGGCUCUUGAUUACUGUCAUAAUAUGGGUAUUAUGCACAGAGAUGUCAAACCUCAUAAUGUCAUGAUAGACCAUGAGCAUAGGAAACUUCGACUAAUAGACUGGGGAUUAGCAGAAUUCUACCACUUAGGUCAAGAAUACAAUGUCCGAGUUGCAUCUAGGUAUUUUAAAGGUCCAGAGCUGUUAGUUGACUAUCAAAUGUAUGACUACUCACUGGACUUGUGGAGCUUAGGUUGUAUGCUAGCAAGUAUGGUAUUCAGAAAAGAACCUUUCUUUCAUGGCCAUGACAACUAUGACCAGUUGGUACGAAUUGCCAAAGUACUAGGCACAGAUGAACUCUUCGAGUACCUCAAUAAAUACCAAAUAAAAUUAGAUCCCAGAUUUAGUGAAAUUUUAGGAAGACAUUCGAAAAAACGCUGGGAAAGAUUUGUUCACAGUGAAAACCAACAUCUGAUCAGCCCAGAAACUUUGGACUUGCUGGACAAACUUUUACGAUACGAUCACCAAGAAAGGCUGACGGCUAUAGAGGCGAUGGAACACCCGUAUUUCUAUCCUGUGGUCAAAGAGCAACAGUCACAUUAUCAACAUAUCACUGGACAUAGCAACUCUCCAGCAGUUGUGUCAUCAGUUCCAAGCGUGGUUUCGUCAGAUUUCAUCACAGGUUUGCCAGCUAUACCAGUUUCUCCACCUAAUCCUACCUCUAACCCAAAUCCAGCAAUAGCCCAGUCAUGAGACUUAAACCAAUCGUGUGUGGUGUGACAUCAGCGAACAUGAGGCUGUUAUUUACGCACUCAACACCAUACUUUGUGGAGGUUUUAACUAAUGUAGUGUCAAAUCAUAAUAGUGAGAAAUAUAUAUAUUUUACAUGGUGUGUAUUCUUUUUGUAUUAUUAUUAUUAUCAGCCAGUCAUUUCAGGAAGCUAUUCUUACAGAGAAGUGUGACUGUCAGUUAUAGUAUAGAACAUAGAAAAAUUUAACACAGAAUAUACGUACUAAUUAUUAUAUCAGUUUUUUUUCUUUCUUAUCAAUAAUAAAGAAUACUAGUCUCGUAAAGCACAAUUGUAAUAAUAAUAUUACGUAUAUCAUUCCCACCCCCACCCAAUUUUAAAUUAGUACAUGAAAUGUAUGUGCUAAAGUUUUAUUCCCUAUUUUCCAUUAUUAUGAAUUUUAAUUGCUUUAUCAGGUGCUUAAUUGAAUGAAAUGUUUGACAGACUGUCUUCUGUUAGUACGUACGUAUAAUAUUAUCAUGGCUAGAAAUGAAAUCCCAAAAAUUUGUUUUAAUUUUUCAUGUAGCAUUUGGCCUUUUUCAUUCAUUCGGGUUACCUGACUAUUAUAAAUGUUCCCUCUCCAACAGAGUCCAUUAUAUUCAUCUCUCUUAUUCUUACCUAUGGUCAAAAGACAAGUUUCAUCACCAGGUGUCAUGCUAUGACAGUUAUUUUCCUUAAUUGAUUAAAAUAAUACAGUGAUUGUUUAGUCUCUCUCUCUCAUAUGCUUCCAUGAAUUUAAUUUUAAGUUGCAUUUUCUUUUCUUUCUCUCCAGCCCCCCCUUUUAUUUUAACCAACAGUAGUGUGUAGUCUUUGAGUAUUUGUCCGCUGAAGACUUGAUGGAUAUGCUUAUAUAUAUAUAUAUAUAUAUGUUUCUUUUCAUUCUGAUCUUUACAUGGUUUCAGAGAAAAUGAAAACCUUUUGUGAACUGUAGGGGGAAAAAAUAAAAUCCAGAAACAUUGGCAUCAAUUUUUUUUUUUGUAAGAUCUAUGACUUUGUUAUUUGUAUUCAAAAUGUAAAUAGUCUAACAGCGACAUUUCAUGAUGAAAAACCAAAUAAUUUUAAUUAAAUAACGUAUUAAAAUGCUGAAGUAUGGGUUAUUGAUCAAAAUUACUACUUUUUUUUUUUUUUUACUUAUUGUAAAAAUUGUAUUUUUUUUUAAAUUCAAAGUAAAAUUUUUCAAGACUAAAGAUUUGUACAGUUGGUUACUGAGGACGUACCUGGCCAUCUUAGGUGUUAUUUGUUUUUAACAUCUUCCUAUUUGCAGUUGUGAUUGUGAUAAAUAUCAAUAUAUAUUUUUGUAGGUAAAAGUUGAAUUGUGAAGAUGGAUAUAAUGAACAGUAAAAAACCAUUUUCAAUAAAAGUUGAGUAAAAUGA
This is a messenger RNA of Limulus polyphemus (Atlantic horseshoe crab), 2713 nucleotides long. Its product is annotated as casein kinase II subunit alpha-like. Lineage: Eukaryota; Metazoa; Arthropoda; Merostomata; Xiphosura; Limulidae. The transcript is spliced from 13 exons. Gene Ontology annotation, biological process: protein phosphorylation. Gene Ontology annotation, molecular function: ATP binding; protein serine/threonine kinase activity. Gene Ontology annotation, cellular component: nucleus; protein kinase CK2 complex; cytosol. The coding region runs from base 157 to 1305 and encodes 382 amino acids. The record is from RefSeq and is a predicted model, not a curated record.